Dermacentor silvarum is the source of this 855-nucleotide messenger RNA. Its product is annotated as probable ATP-dependent RNA helicase DDX43. The transcript has a single exon. Gene Ontology annotation, molecular function: RNA helicase activity; RNA binding. NCBI's taxonomy places the organism in Eukaryota, Metazoa, Arthropoda, Arachnida, Ixodida, Ixodidae. Bases 1 to 855 code for a protein of 284 amino acids. The record is from RefSeq and is a predicted model, not a curated record.
AUGAGGGAGACCCGGCUUGACGACCGCGGGAGCGAAUGCGACCGAAGACUUGAUAAGAACUUCACUGACGUGAACGCAGUUACUAAGCCGCCGGCAGGAGCACUCAAAGUCGGCCAAAACGCUGGAACAUGUGAUGCCAGUGCUCGGGAGCGCCAAGUUUCCAGCUGUGCACAGAUCCAGGUCAGAAGAGACAACCCCUUCGAGACAACCCCUUCGAGUGUAACUCAUAAAGUCGUCUUGUGUGACGAGAGUGAAAAGCCAGAGCAUCUGUGGGAAUUUCUUGAAUACCACAUUGUGCCAGGCGACAAGACAGUCAUUUUCUUGUGUAAAAGUGACAGGGUGGAAAGCCUGACGGGUGAUUUGACUCUGGGUGGCUUUAAAUGCGACUGCAUCCACGAAUGCUUGGAGGCUUCUGACCGGCAGCGAGCACUCGAUGACUUUCGGAGCGGCAAAGUGUCAAUCUUGAUCGCCACCGACCUUGAAUCUCGGGCGUUGGACGUCGAAUAUCUGACGCAUGUCUUCAACUACGACUAUCCUUUAAACAUAGGAAAGUACCUGUAUCGAGUACAGCGCGCAGGUCGCGCUGGGCGUGGCGGUUUCUCCGUUACGCUCGUAACCCGUCAGGAGCGAAUGCAGGCUCGUGAUCUGAUUGACGUUUUGGAAGAGGCCAACCAAUAUGUCACCCAGGCUAUACAUAUUGGCGUACAUAUGGCUAUACCAUGGCGUACAUAUUGUCCAACCAAUAUGUACGCCAUGGCUGACCAUUUCGAUGCCUGGAAAAAGCGGUGUGCCAAGGAGACUUCCACAGACUGCCGCCGAAAGGACUCCAGCGAUGAUGACCAGUGUCGAGAAUGA